GAAUAACGGCCGGUGGGGCGGCAGCUUGCCCCGGGGCCGGCCCUCCUCCCCGCGGGCGGCGCGUCGGGACGCGACCGGGAGCCGCCACCUGCCGGGAGGGCCGGGGGCGGGGACGCCGGGCAGGGGUCCCGCCUCCGCGGCCACCGCGCGCCGCCCGCCCCGGACUACGCUUCCCAGCCUGCCCCGCUGCGGCCGCGCGCUCGUCGGGCGCCGCUCCCGGCCGGAGCCGCCUGUUGCUCGCCGCGCUCGCCCGGGCCGCGCCGCCCGCCCCGGCUCUGCGGCCGCGCCGCCACGGGGGAGGGGGCCACGGACGCCGCCGCCCGCUCGCCGGCUCCGGGAUGGGCGCACGCACCGUCGUGCUGUUCUGAAGUUUCAAGGACUGGCUGGCUUAAGCGUUCUUGAGAAAGGUCUAGACGAAGCCAUGGCACUUCCUUUUCAAAAAGAGCUGGAGAAAUACAAGAACAUCGAUGAGGAUGAGCUGCUUGGCAAACUCUCAGAGGAGGAGCUGAAGCAGCUGGAAAAUGUUCUUGAUGACCUGGACCCCCAGAGCGCUCUGCUGCCCGCUGGAUUCCGGCAGAAAGACCAGACCCAGAAAAGCGCCACAGGCCCGUUUGACCGCGAGCACCUGCUCAUGUACCUGGAGAAGGAGGCUCUGGAACAGAAGGACAGGGAGGACUUUGUGCCCUUCACCGGAGAGAAGAAAGGGAGAGUCUUUAUCCCCAAGGAAAAGCCUGUAGAGAAAAAGCCUGUAGAAGAAAAAGUGACCCUUGACCCGGAACUGGAAGAAGCCCUGGCCAGCGCCUCUGACACAGAGCUCUAUGACCUAGCAGCUGUUCUCGGAGUCCACAAUCUGCUCAACAAUCCAAAGUUUAAUGAAGAAACUCCUGGCACUGAUGGAGGCAAAGGGCCUAUAAGAAAUGUGGUCAAAGGUGAGAAAGUGAAGCCGGUGUUUGAGGAGCCGCCUAACCCCACCAAUGUGGAGGCCAGCCUGCAGCAGGUGAAGGCCAACGACCCCAGCCUGAAGGAAGUGAACCUCAACAACAUUAAGAACAUUCCAAUUCCAACACUGAGAGAAUUUGCAAAGGCACUGGAGACCAAUACUCAUGUGAAGAAGUUCAGCCUGGCCGCAACCCGCAGUAACGACCCAGUGGCAAUUGCUUUUGCAGAUAUGCUGAAAGUGAACAAGACCUUGACAAGUCUAAACGUAGAGUCCAAUUUCAUCACUGGGACCGGGAUCCUGGCCCUGGUGCAGGCGCUGAAGGAAAAUGACACCGUGACAGAGAUCAAGAUCGACAACCAGAGACAGCAGUUGGGAACGGCUGUCGAGAUGGAAAUUGCCCAGAUGCUGGAGGAGAAUUCCAGGAUCCUCAAAUUUGGAUAUCAGUUUACCAAGCAAGGGCCACGAACCAGGGUGGCGGCCGCCAUCACAAAGAAUAACGACCUCGUUCGUAAGAAACGAGUGGAAGGAGACAGACGAUAAUCUUGAAGAAGGAAAGUCUCACCUUGGCAGCCAUUCAAAAGCUCCUCUUCCUUGUGGGGACCAUUUUAUCAAAGGUUGUUGAUUUCCAUUAACCACUCCAUUUACAAUUCA
Sorex fumeus (smoky shrew) is the source of this 1591-nucleotide messenger RNA. It is a transcript of the gene TMOD2, whose product is annotated as tropomodulin 2. Gene Ontology annotation, cellular component: myofibril; striated muscle thin filament. The record is from RefSeq and is a predicted model, not a curated record. Gene Ontology annotation, biological process: pointed-end actin filament capping; muscle contraction; myofibril assembly. The transcript is spliced from 10 exons. NCBI's taxonomy places the organism in Eukaryota, Metazoa, Chordata, Mammalia, Eulipotyphla, Soricidae. The coding region runs from base 422 to 1480 and encodes 352 amino acids. Gene Ontology annotation, molecular function: tropomyosin binding.